Molecule: messenger RNA, 999 nt
Organism: Pocillopora meandrina
Lineage: Eukaryota; Metazoa; Cnidaria; Anthozoa; Scleractinia; Pocilloporidae
Source: the annotation of a GenBank genome assembly
GUUGUCGGUGUGGAGACCCCAAGAGAGCUGGAUGCCUUUGAAAAGUCAGGUGCAUUUUGCCAAAGUGUUGGCAUCAAUGUUGCUACCGUUUUUACCCCUCUUAGGGCAUAUGAAGAUUUUGCUGCUACUAUUGAGGACAGGCUUGAAGGGAACACUAAUAUCAGUGUAGUAGAGUGUGCACCAAGAACUGGCCUGCAUUAUUUUCUCACAUUUACUGUGGAAUAUGAAGGUAAAGGUGUUGGCAGAAUUGUAUUUAUGUAAAAGAAGUCUUUCGACGUCACGAAACAUCUGAGCACAUCGAUUCUUUUCUCACUCAAACCUCUUUCAGGGGGGAAAUCUCUGUUACUUGCGAUUUUAACCAUAUUUCACUCCCAAAGCAACACCUUCGCUGCUCAAGCAUGCAAGGUAUAGAUUUUGAUAACGCUAUUCUUCGUAUAUGGUGUGACCAUGUCGGUUUGGCUAGUCCUAUUGCUAACUGAUAUAGCUUGAUAACCUCACACCUGUUUUGUCGUUUGAUCUUUCGUAGACCUGAUGCCACCUAGAUCUGCUACUUUACGGCUGGCACAAUGGUGACUCGUUAUGAUGAGUUCCAAGCAACGCAUCCAUAAAAUAUUGCAACGCUUGAUAAAGCAAAUCAGUUUUCAUUUUAUUUUCUUCAAAAGCAAGGGACUCGUUUAACUAGUUUCGACUGUGAUUUAUUGUGGCCAUCUUCAGUUCGUUUUGUGUUUAAGCAAUCACUUCUCCUUUGAAUCAAUAUUUACCUGGCCAGUUCCUUGAUGUGCUAGAAAGCGUUUUGUUUCCUUAAGAGAGACUUGUCUCAGUUGUUUAGCCUUAGUUUGAACUGGGAUUGGUUUUCUGAACUUUUUUUCUUCUGCAGGUAUGACUCAGGAAGACCUCUUCAGAAUCUGGAGCGAAGAAGCAAAGGCUGCUUUGGAAGCUAAAAGAUCUGGAACUGUGUUGGACUUGUGGAAAGUGGUGGCACAACGAAAGGUGUGUUAA